Molecule: messenger RNA, 708 nt
Organism: Apis cerana (Asiatic honeybee)
Lineage: Eukaryota; Metazoa; Arthropoda; Insecta; Hymenoptera; Apidae
Source: RefSeq, a predicted model, not a curated record
ACAUAAAACUCGAUGCGAGGCAAGGAACGAUGCUCGAUCGUAAAGCUCCGGCUGUUAGCUCGAUCGUUCCCGAACGUGCAAUGAUUCAAUGGUGGAAGGGCGUGGGCAGUUGUUACGCGGUUGGGACCACUUGUGAAAAGGAACCAGAGGCACCUGCACACCGCCCACGAGAAGAAGAAGAGGAGGAGAACGCCAAGGGCCCGGUGUAUCCCAGACGCUGGAGCAUGCACGAUGGAAUCGUCGCUGUUAUUAUCGCCACGGUGUCCGUCAUAAAUCUCACGGCUCGCGGACGUUUCAAAAAUGCCGCCUCCCUUCCGAGAUCCUGUUGUAUUGUACGUAGAGCCGACAGGCCCAGACAGAGGGAGCCGCGUGCUGACUCACGUAUAGACACGUGCACGGACCCACGGCGUGGACCAUUGUUGGUGGCUGCUGCUGUCCGAGAACGAGAGCUGUCUCGCCAUAUGCGGCAAGGACGCCGAUGACUGCGGUGUAUUGGGCCUCGUAAUGGGCCUUACGCGCACCUUUACCCGCGCUUAGAGCCUUUGGAAUUGGAGGAAAGUACAAGGAUGGUGAACGAUGGUAGAAUGUGUUCUGGAUUACGAUUAAUAUAUUUAUUAUCGUAUUCGUGAUAUUGAAAAACCAAGGAGUUAGGAAUGUUUCAAUUUAGGUUUUUCCAUAAAUUAAAAUAUAUUAUUAUUCCUGGGAUGA